AUGAACCUGCCUCGGCCACUCCCGUCCUACGGGCCUCCCCGUUACGCAAGGCAGAACGUGUCAAUCCCGUACGCCAGGCCGCCGAUCGAGGAAGGCCGGUUCAAGCCUCCAAGGUAUGUUCAGCACUGGUUCAGCACGUGGCAGGCCCUCGACUACCGGCCAGCCUGCCCGCAGAACUUGAAGUACAUCGGUUCUUCGAAUGGCAUCAGGAACGGGAUUCACGAAGACUGCCUGUACCUCAAUAUAUUUACGCCGUCGAUAUCCAUCGGCGUGACUGACCAGUACCCAGUCAUGUUCUACAUCCACGGCGGGGACCUGGAGCACGGCGCCAGCAACCAGUUCCCGGGACACAUGCUGGCGGGCUGGGGGGAAGUGGUGGUGGUUACCUUCAACUACAGACUGGGUGCGCUAGGUUUCUUGAGCACGGGAGACGAAAACUCCCCUGGGAACUACGGGCUGAUGGACAUGGCCAUGGCGCUGGAGUGGGUCUACAGGAACAUCCGGUUCUUCAACGGAGACCCGCAGAAGAUCACGGUGUUCGGCCCGGGGGCGGGAGGGGCCAUGGCGGGGAUUCUGGCCGUCCUGCCCAAGACCAAGGACUGGGUUCAUCAGGUGCUGGCGGAGAGUGGCUCGCCCUUAGCGGACUGGGCAGCAAUUGAUGACAUUUACAGAGUUCAGAAUACUUCUCGCGUGUAUGGUCUUGAGGUUGGCUGUACAGUAGAAUCGUCGUAUAAACUACUUCAGUGUCUCAACCGUCGCAGCUAUGAAGAACUAGCUUCAGCCCCAAUAAAGCCGGACAUCGGCACGUUCGCGUGGGGCCCGACGGUCGACUCCAAGUUCCGUGUUCCGGGAGACGACUGGUACGAGGACUGGAAGGAAGAGGACUGGCACAUCCUGCCCGAACUGCCCAUAAAACUCUACGAGAAAAAUCAUCACCACUCUGACCUCCAUUAUCUGACGGGUGUUAAUAGGAACGAAGCAGCGAAAAUGGUUUUCGACGACAACAGACUCAUCCGCGAACGGUAUGAGGUGACAGAGGACUUCUUCAACGAGCGGGUCAAAGAGUGGGUCAAACACUACAACUACUCACUCAAUCCCGAAGGUGCUUAUGAUGCCAUUAAGUGGAUGUACACCUACGGCCCGGAUCCCCACAACACUACCCAUAUUCGAGAACAAUAUGUUGAUUUGUUGUCAGAUGCUCUUUACAAAUCCGGCGUCGACCAAAUGGUGAAGGUCCUCGUGAACUCCACUGGGAAGAGGAGUGUUCCUACCUUACUUAAUACCACUGUGGACGCACUUAAACUGGACUAUUGGAGAGAGGUUCCCAACAACAUCGAGUAUUACUUUGUAUUUGGUGCUCCCUUCAUGGACCCAGAGUUUUUCCCUGAGAGCAUUCGUGUUGCCAGGAACCUUUGGAGUGAAGGUGACAGGAACAUUUCUGAGUUCAUGAUGAAGACUUUCGUCAACUUUGCCAAAUGGGGCAACCCAACUCAGACUCAAGUACAAAUCAUCAAGGUGAAUUGGGAGCCAGUGUUAGAAGGGAAUCUCAAGUACCUAAGCAUCAACACCACCUUUAACACUUCAAUGCAUUAUAACUACCGUCAGACCUACAACACCUUCUGGACCACCUAUAUGCCACAGGUGGUGAGGGAAUGGGUGCCAACUGUCCCUCCACCUAUAAAUCCGUGGAUUCAUAUGACUGAGCCAAUAGUUGCAGCAUUUUAUGGAGCUGCUGCUGUAGCUGUUUUCCUCCUGGUGAUUCUCUUUGUCUGUUGUGGACUGUGGAAGUCUGCCAAGAGACAGAGGAACAAAGCCCUCGAUGAUCUUCAGUAUUAUUCAACGGAGAACCUCACCCCUCAGCAAGAAUCAGAAGAUUACAAAGUGAGAGAGUAUCUCAACAAGCUGGCAAACAACAAUCAUGAUGAAACACCCUCUCGCUCUGUCACUCCAUACACAGUUGCUUCAACUGAUCCCAUCAUCCAGACGGAUCACAAUAACACAAAGUCCAGAGAUCCUUACCAGCAAAGUUACUACAAAGAUACAAAGACAGCCAAGUCUGUUGACCAGCUUGAGCAGCCUUACCGUCCAGGCUACCAGAACAUGAUGCCUUCAUCAAGGUCUGCAGGCAACAUUAUUGAAAAUUACCAUACCUCUUACCAUAACCCUGGUGCAGAACUCAAUGGGCAUUAUCAGCCUCAGCAACAGCGCUCAAUUACUCCAACCUCAACGAUACACUCAGAACCUAAUGGAAAGCCAACAACACAAUACAUGAUGACACAGCAGGUGACAAAACCCCCAGAAAAAGAAGUGAGAGCUGUACCUCAGCCAGCAACACGAGUCUCCCGCUCUGUGGCCACAAUCACCUCCACUUCUGGUAU
This is a messenger RNA of Penaeus vannamei (Pacific white shrimp), 2378 nucleotides long. RefSeq names its product carboxyl ester lipase-like protein Gli (gene Gli). Gene Ontology annotation, cellular component: plasma membrane; tricellular tight junction; cell surface. The record is from RefSeq and is a predicted model, not a curated record. NCBI's taxonomy places the organism in Eukaryota, Metazoa, Arthropoda, Malacostraca, Decapoda, Penaeidae.